Molecule: messenger RNA, 1482 nt
Organism: Chenopodium quinoa (quinoa)
Lineage: Eukaryota; Viridiplantae; Streptophyta; Magnoliopsida; Caryophyllales; Amaranthaceae
Product: zinc finger MYM-type protein 1-like
Exons: 1
Coding region: 1-1482 (493 amino acids)
Molecular function (GO): protein dimerization activity
Source: RefSeq, a predicted model, not a curated record
AUGGCCCUUUGUUUACGUUAUGUCAAUAAAAAAGGGAAGAUAACUGAGAGGUUUCUUGGAAUUGUACAUGUAAAGGAUACCACUGCUUUGUCACUAAAGAGUGCAAUUGAGUCUUUGCUUAUGGAGCAUUCUUUGAGUUUGUCUAGAAUUCGUGGACAAGGUUAUGACGGUGCUAGUAAUAUGAGGGGUGAGAUAAAUGGCCUCAAGACUUUGAUCAUGAAUGAAACAAAACAAGCUUAUUAUAUUCAUUGCUUUGCUCACCAACUUCAAUUAACCCUUGUUGCUGUUGCUAAGGAUAAUGAUGAUUGCAUUUGGUUAUUUGAUCAACUUGCUAUUUUGUUGAAUAUUAUUGGUGUUUCUUGUAAGAGAAAGGAAAUGAUAAGAGAAAUUCAAUCUCAACAUGUUUUGGAAGCAUUAGAUCUAGGAGAAAUUGAAAGUGGGCAAGGUUUAAACCAAGAACUUGGUUUAGGUAGGCCUGGUGAUACUAGGUGGGGGUCACAUUAUAAAACUGUUUCAAAUGUUACCUCAUUGUAUUCUACUAUUGUUAAAGUUUUUGAGAAGGUUGGAUCAAAUAAGAUUUAUAAGGAUGAUCGUGUGAAGGCUAUCAUUGUUAUGUCUACAUUUGAAUCAUUUGAAUUUGUUUUCAUGAUACAUUUGAUGUCUGAAAUAUUUGGCCAAACUGAUAAACUGUGCCAAGCUUUGCAAAGAGGGGACCAAGAUAUUGUUAAUGCCAUGGCAUUUGUAACAUUAACUAAGGAGCGAUUGCAAAAUAUGAGGGACCAUGGGUGGGAAGACUUUUUACAUUUUGUAAUUUCUUUUUGUGAUAAGUAUAAUGUGGAAGUACCUGCUAUGGAUGAUAUGUAUGUUCCUCGUGGAAGAUCGAAACGCUUCUUUGCCAAAGUUUCUAAUCUCCACCGAUUUCGGGUAGAAAUGUUUAUAAGUGUCAUUGAUUUACAACUCCAAGAGCUCAAUAAUAGAUUUGAUGAGGAAAAUAUGGAGUUGCUUAUUUGUAUAUCAUGCUUAAAUCCGGUCAAUUCAUUUGCGGCAUUUGAUAAGAAAAAGUUGAUGAGACUUGCUGAGCUAUAUCCCAAUGAAUUUCCAACUAAUGAUAUGACAAUGACUGCACUUCGUCAUGAACUUGGAUUUUUUAUUGAUGAUAUGCGCAAAGAUGCAAGGUUUAGAGACUUGAAGGAUAUUAAUGAGCUUUCUAUGGUGCUUGUUGAAACAAAUAAGCAUAAUUCUUACAAAUUGGUUUACUUGCAUAUACGACUAGCAUUGAUCCUUCCGGUGGCGACUGCAAGUGUGGAACGAGUGUUUUCAUCAAUGACUUAUGUAAAAAAUAAGUUGCGGUAUAGUAUGGGCGAUCAAUUAUUGAAUGAUAGUUUAGUCACUUUUCUUGAGAGAGACUCAUUUGCUAGAGUGAGUGAUGAUGAUGUAUUGAUACGCUUCCAAAGUAUGAAAACUCGAAGAAUGCUUUUUUAG